Pelobates fuscus (common spadefoot toad) is the source of this 1585-nucleotide messenger RNA. Its product is annotated as matrix metalloproteinase-18-like. The record is from RefSeq and is a predicted model, not a curated record. Bases 50 to 1447 code for a protein of 465 amino acids. Gene Ontology annotation, biological process: collagen catabolic process; extracellular matrix organization; proteolysis. The transcript is spliced from 10 exons. Gene Ontology annotation, molecular function: metalloendopeptidase activity; zinc ion binding. Gene Ontology annotation, cellular component: extracellular matrix. Lineage: Eukaryota; Metazoa; Chordata; Amphibia; Anura; Pelobatidae.
AAACCCUUAAGACAAUCUGCUAAGGAAGAAACACAGCAACGGCUGAGCUAUGAAGCACUUACUACUGUUGUUACUGUUCUCAGUAACAUGCUGCUAUGCUUUCCCUGCAGCAUCUCAAACAGACAGCGCGGAGAAAGAUGCUCAGUUUGCUGAGGAUUAUUUGAAAAAAUUCUACAACCUUGAGACAACCGGUACUCGCCAGGGGAGAAAGAAAAACAGUCCAUAUGUUGAAAAGAUACGCCAAAUGCAAGACUUUUUUGGACUGGAAGUGACCGGAAAGCUGGACGCAGACACCAUGGAAAUGAUGCAGCUUCCAAGAUGUGGCGUUGCUGACAUUGGAGAAUUCAAUACGUUCCCAGGAAAACCUGUGUGGAAGAAGACAGACUUGACAUACAGAAUUGUGAAUUACACACCAGAUAUGGUCAAUAGAGAUGUUGACAUUGCCAUUCAGAGAGCGUUUAAAGUUUGGAGUGAUGUGACACCUUUGACGUUCAGCAGAAUUUAUGAUGCUGUUGCUGAUAUCGAAAUCUCAUUUGCUGCGCAAGUUCAUAACGACUUCUACCCUUUUGAUGGCCAACACGGAACACUAGCACAUGCAUUUGCACCCGGAAAUGGAAUUGGUGGAGACGCACAUUUUGAUGAAGAUGAAAUGUGGACAUCUGGAAGCAAUGGAUACAACUUGUUCCUUGUGGCUGCUCAUGAAUUUGGUCAUACACUUGGACUAUUCCAUUCUAGUGACCCCGGUGCUCUAAUGUACCCAACCUAUCAUUACACCGAUCCCAGUGAGUUCCGACUUCCAGAAGAUGACCUCAGAGGAAUCCAAUACCUCUACGGAGCAAAUGAGAAACCAGUUGAACCUACAGAACCUAGCUUGCCAUCAAGUUGCAAGAAUAUAACUUAUGAUGCAGUGACAACCCUACGCGGAGAGAUGUUAUUCUUCAAAGAACGACACUUUUGGCGUAAAAUUCCGCAGUUUUCUGAACUUGAACAUCAUUUAAUCAAGAACAUCUGGCCCAACAUCCCCAGUGGAAUUCAGGCUGCAUAUGAAUAUGCAAAUAAGGAUCGGGUUUUUCUCUUUAAAGGAACAAAAUAUUGGGUUCUGAAUGGUUUUGAAGUUGAAGACAGCUCUCCUAAGAGUAUCUACGAGUUUGGAUUUUCACGCACAGUAAAAAAGAUUGAUGCUGCAGUCCAUGAUGAAGGAACAAAGAAGACAUAUUUCUUCGUGGGUGAUAAAUUUUGGAGUUAUGAUGAAAAGAAACAAAGUAUGGACAGCGAUUCACCUAAAAAAAUAACCGAAGGUUUCCAUGGUGUUGGAAACAAAGUCCAUGCAGCUUUUCAGACGAAUGGACUGCUGUAUUUGUUUAAUGGACACCGUCAGUAUGAAUACAGCACAUCAAAAAAUAGAGUCACUCAUCUUCUGAAGUACUCCAGCUGGCUGAACUGUUAGACCCAAAGCAGAAAACAGCAACCUAAGUCCAAUAUUUACACAGCAACUGGUUUUAUACAUGUCCUUCGUUUUCUGUUAUUUAUAUUGUGUUCUCUAUUUAAUUAUAUAACAGCUAUUUUGUAUCAUAGAUUUUAAAGA